Molecule: messenger RNA, 1681 nt
Organism: Mercurialis annua (annual mercury)
Lineage: Eukaryota; Viridiplantae; Streptophyta; Magnoliopsida; Malpighiales; Euphorbiaceae
Exons: 2
Coding region: 123-1244 (373 amino acids)
Source: RefSeq, a predicted model, not a curated record
CUGACCUCGAGUAUGUUUUAACAGUAACACUAACCAAAUGUUAGCCUUGUUUUAGAACUGCAGGUAGUUCAGGGAAAGAAAUUGGAUAUAUUUUUAAAAUAGCUAACGGUAUCUGAUUUGUAAUGGGGACGCCAUCAGACAAAAGUUGGAUGACGUCGUACCGAUUUAGUUCAUGUUAUAUUCAAGGGGUCAAAAAUUUUCUGAAUGUUGCAAAAGACUUUACUGAUUCAAAUGGCAGAGUUCGAUGUCCAUGCAAGAACUGCAUCAAUAUUUAUUUGAAGCCAUUGAAAGAAGUCAAAAUGGAUCUAUAUCAAUAUGGAAUUAGUGAAAACUACACAAACUGGGUGCACCAUGGUGAGACUUCUCAACCUCGUGAUAGUUUAGAUGACUCUAUUAAUUCGGACAAUGAAUUGGAGGAUAGUGGAAAUGAUGUUUCAGAAAUGUUAGAUGAUAUGUGUAAUGCAACUUUUAUGGACACCGACAUGGAAGACAGACUUCCCAAUCAAGAUAAUAACAUGCUAGAAGGAGAAGUAGCAAAAUUUGCUAAAUUGUGGAAUGAUUCUCAUUGUGAACUAUAUCCUGGAAGUCAAAAAUAUUCAAAGCUCUCUUUUCUUCUUAAGAUGAUUAAUAUCAAAGCACUCACAAAUUCUAGUAAUAAGUCAUUUUUUUCGAAUUUGGAGUUGUUCAAGGAUGCACUCCCGAGAGGAGAAACCCUUCCAAGCUCAAGUUAUGAGGUUAAAAAAUUGAUGCGUGAUUUAGGACUCGGUUACGUAACUAUUGAUGCUUGUGUAAAUGAUUGUGUGCUAUUUUGGAAGGAAAAUGAAAAUCUUGACACGUGUCCAACUUGUAAGGCCCCUAGAUGGAAAUUAGGUUUCGGAAAACGCAAGAAGGUUGCUCAAAAAAUUCUUAGACACUUCCCUUUAGUACCUAGACUUCAGAGGUUAUUUAUGUCUAAAGAUAUUGGUGAAAAUAUGAGGUGGCAUAAGGAGAAACGUGUAGAUGAUGAUACGAUUAGACAUCCAGCUGAUGCUACGGAAUGGAAAGAUUUUGACCAGAAAUAUGCUUGGUUUGGCAAAGAUGCUCGUAACGUACGACUUGGGCUUGCUAGUGAUGGAUUUAACCCUUUUGGAAAUAUGAGCACGAGUUAUAGCAUGUGGUCGGUGAUUGUGACGCCAUAUAACUUACCACCAUGGAAAUGCAUGAAGGAGAAUUUUUUUGAUGUUAUCUUUGCUUAUUCCUGGUAAGGAAUCUCCCGGAAAUAAUAUCGAUGUAUAUUUAAGGCCAUUAAUUGAUGAGUUAAAAGAGUUAUGGGAGACCGGUGUGACAACAUAUGAUGCAUAUAGCGGUAAGAAUUUUCAAUUACAUGCUGCAUUAUUAUGGACAAUAAAUGACUUUCCAGCAUAUGGAAUGUUAUCUGGAUGGAGCACAAAAGGAAAAUUGGCAUGUCCUGUGUGUAAUAAGUGGACGUGUUCGCUAAUAUUAAAAAAUGGAGUGAAGCAAUGUUACAUGGGUCAUCGGAGAUAUUUACAUGCCCAACAUUCUUGGAGAAAAAGCAGAAAAUUUGAUGGCAAACCAGAGCACGGGUCAAAGCCUGAAGAGUUGUCAGGAGAUGAAGUUCUAAGGCAAUUAGAUUUGCUUCCAAAAAGCCUUGUUUUUGGGAAGACACCUAACCAAAAAAAGC